Lodderomyces theae is the source of this 2709-nucleotide messenger RNA. It is a transcript of the gene ARG81, whose product is annotated as Arg81p. Gene Ontology annotation, molecular function: DNA-binding transcription factor activity, RNA polymerase II-specific; zinc ion binding. Gene Ontology annotation, biological process: regulation of DNA-templated transcription. The record is from RefSeq and is a predicted model, not a curated record. Bases 1 to 2709 code for a protein of 902 amino acids. Lineage: Eukaryota; Fungi; Ascomycota; Pichiomycetes; Serinales; Debaryomycetaceae. The transcript has a single exon.
AUGUCCUCCCCUUCUUCACCCCUGUCCACUAAACCAAAUGGGCUCAAGCGAUCGAAAACGUUUACAGGAUGUUUCACAUGCCGAAUAAGAAAAAUCAAGUGUGACCUAAAGCGGCCUCAAUGUGAUAAAUGUAUCAAGGCAAAGCUCACAUGUGCCGGCUACGACGUCAAGCUCCGAUGGUCCCAACCAAUUCAGUUUGUGCCGUUAAGUAAUGGUGACGUGAAAGGUACCCUGGUGAAGUUCCCCACCUUGGAAGAUGGAGACAGUCUCGAUGUGAGCGAUACUGAUGCAAAUACCGAUACACUUGAGUUUUACCAUCGGCGAUUUGUUGAGUUUGUGAAAUGGGACGAGCCGUACACAACAUACGAUCAGAUGAAUUACGACCUCGCUUUUCUUCAGAAUAAUAGAGUAGCUGCCAAAUUGAAAUCGCAUGGCGAUACCAAGAUGAAAGGACCUUUUGGUGUGUUUCAGGGCAUAAUUGACAAGCGCAAUAACGAAGGACUAGAUGUCUUGCAGAAACUGAAAUGGAGAAAGAUUGUACAGGAGAAAGAAAAUGGCUUGCCGGUCAGUGACAAGUCUGGUCUCAAAAGUAACAACGAAAUUGAUGUGAUACCUAACGAUGCCCCAUCACAAGAUCAAUUCUGGUUAUCCAACGAAUUGAAGGAUGCAGCUUUGGUGACUGCAGCAGCUUUGAAUACUCAUUUUUUAGACAUUAUGAACAACUUUGACAACAAUGGAAACGUAUUGCCUCAGUCAAGUAAUCAGAGGAGCAACACAGCAAACGAUCUAAAUUACAAUUUGAACAAUCCUGAUUUGUUCAACUUGGUGUUUCAUAACAAAGGUCAAAAUUUCAACACAGUGCAGCCCCAAACCUCCAACUCCAACUCAAACAUGUCAAUGUCGAAUCUCCUAAAUCAACAGGAAAACCUCAUGGAUCCCAUCUACUAUUCCAAUUUCUCAAAUUAUUUUUACAACAAUCCCUAUCAAAUGAAUGAAAAUUUGGAGAUACAGUUACAUGCGCAAACUACUAGUGCAGACGACACUGAGUACGUUGACGGAGAUCAUUCCAAUGAUAGCAAAUUGUUAGCAUCGAUUAUGAAAAUAGUGCAGAGCCCACUCAAUGUCAAUUUCGACUUGACUUUACCGACACGUCAAUCGCACGUGGGUAUUCCAUUAACUGCCUUACAGGUUCAGCCAUUGACACGAUACUUGCUCAACUAUUAUGUCACCGAUGUUGCCGAUUUAAUGACAGUCAUACCUCUCACUGAAAAUCCAUGGAAGGCGAUUUAUUUUCCACGUGCAUUAAUGGCAAUUGGAGAACUUCUGGCCUUGGGUAAAACCUCAAUGGCUAAAAACGCAUUGUUGAAUGCAUUACUUGCGGUCUCGGCAUUCAACUUGCAAUCCAAAUUCCCAAAAAACUCGCAACCUAUGCGAUUUUAUUUGAACUUGGGUAUUGCAUUACGUAACCAGGCAAGUUUGUUUGUGAAGAAGUUGUUGAAUCUGAAAAAUGAUGUGCAAUCGGGUAUUGAGCAUUGUGUGACGCAAGAAAAGUAUAAGGAUGUGCUUUGUGCUGUAAUGACUAUGAUUAGUGUUGAUUUAGUUUGGGGUACUAUGCAAGAUACUGGAUUAUACAUUGCGUGGUGUGGGAAGGUUAUUGUUGCCAAAAUGGCAAAGAAAAAGAAACUAUCUCCCAAGGCACGGAUAUUACAUCGUAUUUUUUCGUCUUUAAAGUUGAUACAAGACUCGACUUGUUUAAAUUUUGAAAGUAUCAAGGAAAACUAUGAAUCUUCUACGGGAAUUGGUGGAUAUGACGUUAAUGGAGAUAAGUUUGGCAAUGAUCGAGAAAAGUCGAAAGAUAGUGAUAAGGGCCGGAUAGAUUUCAUCGUGAACAAUUCCUUUUCCAGUAACAAGAUUGGUGAUAUGUCCUCAUUUACCGCCAAUACAACUGCAUCACCCCAAUUCGUUAAUAAAAAGUUGAUCAACACCAAAAAGAAUGAUGAGAACUUCGCCACCGAUGCCUUAUAUGGGUUGCCCAAUUCGUUGAUAUUGCUAUUCAGUGAGACUGUUGAGUUGUUGAGGAUACGAAUCUACUACACCACUUCGAAAAAACAACUACCUAGUGAUUUCGAGGACAGAGUGCUGGUGUUGAAUGACAAGUUGAAAGUUUGGGUAUUGGAUUGGGAACUUUACAAGGGACAAGAGAUGAACCCUGAACAAAAUGAAAAAGGACAGACUGAUGUCACGCCAAGUGCCACCAACUCUGGUUAUGAUGAGGACGACGAAGACGGGAGGAAGAAAGAGUUUUACUCUCCGAUGCACGAAGUCACAUACCACCAUAUUAUGUCGUUUUAUCACGCCCUUGUCAUCUACUUUAGCCGCUUCAUAAAGGACGUGUCUCCAACAAGGCUACAAACGAGGGUUGUGAAAACCCUCAAUCAUUUGAAUUCGAUUCAGGAUCUCAUUGCCAAAGACGAGGCGGCGAUUAUACCAUUGUUCUGGCAAGGGUUUAUUGCUGGUUGCGAAGCACUUUCGACGGAAUUGCAGAUGGGAUUCAAAAAAUGGGGUGCCGACAUUGCCCAGUACUUGGGAUCGUAUUGGGGCGCUAGACAAAUUAUGUUGGAAGUCUGGCGAAGAAAGAGUUUAAAGGAGCCGAGAGACGAUUGGGUUAGUGUGGUGCAGGAUUGGGAAAUGAACUUGAUGUUGAAUUAG